Phycomyces blakesleeanus NRRL 1555(-) is the source of this 3576-nucleotide messenger RNA. RefSeq lists its product as hypothetical. The coding region runs from base 1 to 3576 and encodes 1191 amino acids. The record is from RefSeq and is a predicted model, not a curated record. Lineage: Eukaryota; Fungi; Mucoromycota; Mucoromycetes; Mucorales; Phycomycetaceae. The transcript is spliced from 8 exons.
AUGCCACGGGCCCAAGAACAAAGUAUACCAUACACGAUCUUUAAGUUCGCUGCUACGGAAAUUGAAACACCUGCAACAUCCCCAGAGACCAACUUGCUGCCUGAACCCCAAAUCCUGGCAAAAAGAAAUAAAGCCCAGACUCUUGCUAUCCAGAAGCAGAAAAGAGCAGUCAGCACGCAAAGCAUGAUCAACAAGAACUGUGCAAACUUGGUCGAGGGUGGCUUCACUUACAACAGGGACGAAGCUAUGACUCUUGCAGAAGAUCAACAGGAACGCGCUGCCUUUAAGGCCACCAUUGCUGACUUAACUGGAAAGUUGGAAAAACUGGCCGCUGACUACCAGUCAGUAAUGGAAAAGCUUAAUAACUUACUUGCCAAGCACGACGCCAGCACUACCAGAGCAACCUUUGCACCCACUGGUAAAGACUUGCUGAUGGCAUCUAAGCAUGCCCCAAAAACCCUGAUGAACGACGACAGCAGCAACAAUUGCACCCAAUGUGCCAACUGCAACCCCGUCACUGACAACAGCAACAACAACAACAAAAGCAGCAAUAUCACUACAGAUAGCACUGCCACACCCACUCAGACUUCAUAUGCUAUGCAAGCCAAGAAGGGCAUAGAUGCCAAACAGGCCAAGCAGAACGUCCAAGUCCGCAGAGUCCAGAGACAAAGACUCCUACAAAAACCAACUGGCCCAUCUGCAUACGAAUUUGUGUACCUCCCGGCCAAAAGAUAUAUCAAGUACCAGGAAAUGAGAAAAAUCCUCAGCUCUUUUAAGAUCCCCACCUCCCGCAUCCUAGACAUCCAAUUCCCUGCCAGAGGAACAGUAGCUCUUCUCAUCAACAGAGAGUCUCGCAAAGAACUCAUCACACUACUAGGAAAGGCCAAAGUGACCCCACUGUACAACUUUGAUCCCACCACCACCAACGUGAUCGCCGAUCCCAAGUUGAAAGAAGAAUCCAUUGAGGUUAGGGCAAGAAAAGCCCAGGCACUUUUUGACGCCCGACUGGUAAAGGUCUGCCUCCGCAUGCCAACAUACCUUGGCCACAGCAUCAUCCAAUACUUCUCGUCACCAAAGGCUGUUAAUCCACCAAAACGCCAAUCACCACAACUCAUGAAUAGACUGAAGAUCAGUUUAUUUAACGCCAAUGGACUACGGCCCAAAUUGGUGAAUGUGAUAGAUGCUUGUGAGACGAACGAUAUUGAUAUUCUUUUUGUUACAGAGACUUUUCUGCCUGAGAGCGCCCCUGCUCUCCAGUGCCCUUGGACCCAGAUACACAACUUUGCUAUUCCAAUGACGUCACCAAAGCCAAUGGACGGCAUCUCACUACUUAUAAGGCCAGAUUUUUCUCAUCAUGUACACCCCCUUCCAAUCAUUAACCCCCACGUUGUAUCAUGUAGGAUCGAUCCCUAUACUAUACACUGCGUAUACCUCCCACCACGAUUGACAUCCUCUGAGUGUCAAGAGCGGCUGGAAUUGUUAUCCAUCAACAACUUCACUAUUGUUUGCGGCAACUUCAAUGCUCGACUACACCACACAACUGGGGACACUCGAGGAGGACCACGAAGUGAAAUUAUGGCAAACUGGAUUAGCAAGGAGCAAUUCCAUGAUAUGCAGAUGAAAAUCCAUGACGAACUCGCCUUGGACUCUGACCACCACCUUUGUGAGUUAUUCUUUCAGCCUGUGUUCAUACCACAGCUCCUGACAGAAAACUCUGUCUGUCAACUUUGCAAGCUUCAACGACUGGAAAUCGAAGAGGUCUACAAAAAAUACCAAAGACGGUUUGAAGUGGAUUCAGAAACUUCCAUAUUGUGCCCUGUUGUCUUGGAGGCCUAUUCAGAACGUCUCAAUGAGAUGAUCUAUAAGGCUUUGGAUGAUUCUGUUGGGCAAGCAUCACCACGACCAAAAGUUUGGAAGAACUUUUGGAAUGCCGAAUUAAAACACCUAGCUGACCGGCGUCAAGAACUUUACCAUUGGCUACGCUGGGUAGGCAAUGACUUUGAACGCAUUAAAGCCCAUGCUGAGUAUGUUGCAGCAAACCAAGAUCUGCGAACAGCAGUUCAGGCUCCUUCAGAGAUGGUGAGCACGUUAAAGAGAAUGAAGAUUCAGCAACGAUCUCCGAUUUCUCUGACAUCUCCAGAAGGACCACUUACAGCCGCUAAUAACAUGAUCGACCACAUUGAAAAUGUUUUUGGUGGACCUAUGGAAAUACGGACUAAACCGGAGGUUACACCAUUGGAAAGGGAAGUACCAUGGGACGUAGACCAAGUCAAAGAAGCUAUUCGUCAUUUGCCACGAUGGAAAGCACCAGCUAUUGAUCAUAUUAGAGCAGAGAUGCUCAAGCCUCUUGUAUCAACUCUAGGUCCUCUACUUCACAUGCUCUUCAAGCUGUGUUGGAGAUGCCAAGGGAUAGAUCGAGCCGACAUGUUCCUUAAGUCACAGCAAAAAGCUUGUGCAGCAAUGCAUAAGCUUAGUAGCUCGGGUGUACACAUGAACGGUUUUGGUCUCCCUGCGGCUCUCAGAGCUUAUCUCAUUUUUAUCUGCCCCAUUCUUGAGUACGGCUUAGCCAUUGUUCCUGCUAGCUGGAGUGACGUUCAGAUCCUGCAGAAGGCCCAAAAUAUAUGUCUUCGGACAUAUAUUCGACGGCCCAAUGCAACGAUGAGAGUUGUUUAUAUCGCUGCAUUAGCUGCUCUACCCAACCUAUUCACCCGUUCCCAUGCUCUUCAAGCCAAAUUUCUUCGUCGUGCUGAAAAACUACCUUCAGAACCCCUGAUCAAAGCUCUUAUCACACAGCUGGACCUUUCCAAAGAAAAAACGACAUGGGGUGAGCUUCGUCAUAGUGUACUCUGGAAAAAAACCCAAUUGCUGAAAGAACAUCAACCUCAGUUGAAGGACCCAUUAAAAGAAGCUUAUGUUCUACUGUGCCAAAAAGAAAUCGACAUGAAACUUGCGAGCGUUAACCAUCUGGUAACUGUUGCUAGAGGCUUGUGCAAACCUGUCUGGGAUCCAGUCUUACUACUGCCCUGCACUCGCUCAGAACGACGCUGCCUGAUCAAAUGGCGAAUUGCUUGGCUACCACCUACACCAUCAGUUGAGUGCCAAUGUGGCACUAUCAAGGGUCUUUCAAAUUGCCUGUUACGUGGUGCGAUUGGUGACCGUGCUUGCUUGCCUUGCUACGUGCUGUUGAUCAAACCACCUCAUUCUAUAAACUGCCAGAAGAAAAAGCUCAUGGUCAAAUCCUCAUCGACCUUGCAGCAAAAUUCCGUGCCACAAAAUCAACCUGUCCCCACUGCAUCCCACCGCCCACCCAAGAACCUGUUCCUGGUGAUCUGUUCCACCAUCUUCUCUCCGAAAUUUCCACCAUUCCUCGUCAACCCCCUCCAUCUGUGCCCGCCCGAAAUUGUGCCUAGGAGGACUGACUUGGUCUGGUAUCGUUGUGUAUUCUGGAUCUAUAAAUGGAUCGUCCAAGUUUCUAAAAGGAAUCCCUCUUUGGAGUUCCUAUCCCUGCUGAAAUCCGUUCCCAAUUCUGGUGCCCUUUCAUCGGGUAGCCAAUAUGCUAAAAUGCGCAAGGCCUAG